This is a messenger RNA of Camellia sinensis, 1017 nucleotides long. RefSeq names its product myosin-2. NCBI's taxonomy places the organism in Eukaryota, Viridiplantae, Streptophyta, Magnoliopsida, Ericales, Theaceae. Gene Ontology annotation, cellular component: membrane; myosin complex; cytoplasm. Gene Ontology annotation, biological process: actin filament organization. The record is from RefSeq and is a predicted model, not a curated record. Gene Ontology annotation, molecular function: ATP binding; microfilament motor activity; actin filament binding.
UUGAAUCUGAGCCCUCUCUCUCUCUCUCUCUCUCUCAACCCAUACGCAUACAUCAUCAUCGAAGAUUUAGAAAUUCGAAGCGAUUUCGAAGCUCUAGAUCGAAGCGAUUUCGAAGCUCCAUCGAAGCUCUAGAUCGAACCGAUUUCGAAGCUCCAUCAAAGAUUCAGAGAUUCAGUGAUUUCUAGAAGCUCAGAUCUGAACUUUGACCCCUCAAUUACUUGCAUUUCAAGCUCAAGUCGGGAUCCAUGCUCGAAGGGAAUUGAUCUUGAUGUAUUGAAAACUUCUCUAGCUACACGUGGAGUGUUAACGUCCAAUAAGAAGCUAGAAGAAUCAAGACAUGAGAAGCCAUCUGAAACAGAACCAGACCAACUUGCUGAGGAUGUUAAGCUGGCUCCUUCUCCAGAUGGGGAAGUGGGAACUGGAGGAAGAGAUGCAGUGAAGCCCAAGCACAAGAGAAAAAAGAAGUCAUCCUCCAACGUUGAUGCAAGUUAGCUGAAUGAAAAAAUAUAUCUAGGUCAUCGUGAUACCGGGGUAUGGCUUCAUUGGACUUUGAUUUGAUCCAGUGAAAGGCAUAUGGAGUUGGGAAUGCUUCUGAAGUUGCUGCAUUGAGUGUUUAUUGUAGGAGUAAUCCAAAAGUGAAACAUGAGAGGAAAUAGUGUUAAUAUUCCUUCUGCACCCAAGAGUAAAGCAGGACCUGUUUUAAUAGCAAUCAAUCCCUUCAAAGAUGUCCAUUGUUUUGGAAACGAUUUUAUCACAGCUUACAGGGAGAAGCUUUUUGACAACCCUCAUGUUUUUGCUAUAGCAGAUACUGCCUAUAACGAAAUGAUGAGAGAUGAAGUGAAUCAAUCCAUCAUCAUAAGGCAUGUAAACCAGUGAUGACUACAACUUCUAUGCUAAAACAUGAUUUUUGGAUAUAUGUUAGUUUGUGGUUAAUUAUAUAUGUUAGUUUGUGGUUAAUGUUGAAACAUGAUUUUUGGAUUUUGGAUAUGUUAUUUUGUGGGUAAUGGUGAUUGGAUA